GGAUGGAAGACUGUUCACAUGUCAUUCUGGACUUCAUGUCUAGAGAGCUAUAAGUGACUUUGCCGCAUCGGUUUGAUAUCAGAGACGAAGUCCAACUUCCCACUGCAUGGUCACGCGUCGAUCAGUGGGUAAUCAGUUGUGGUGACUGUCUGUCUUAUAGGACUAAAGGAAUAAUAUCUGUACCAUAAGUUAAAAUAUCACUUUUCGGGCCCGUGUUCGUGCGGAUUUUUACUCUUAAAAGCACUGUGGAAACGGUUCUAAGCAGGAUUUCUAAUCAUUUCCGGUUACUUCGACCUUGGAUUUUAUAACUGGAUGAAUAGAAUUCGCCCUCACGAGACGUCAAAGGGACCAUAUCAAAGUAGUUGUCUAGGACCGAUGGGUUUCACAAUGGGGUGCAGCCCGUCAUCACGGCCCACCCCAGAGGAGCAGGAGGCGAGAGCCAGGAGCAGACAGAUCAAUAAAAGUCUCCGACAGGAUCACGAGCACGACAUGAGGAAGAUUAAGCUGCUACUCUUGGGCAUCGGAGAGUCGGGGAAGAGUACCGUAGUGAAACAAAUGAAGAUUAUACACAUUGAUGGCUUCGAUGAUAAGGAAAGGCGGGACAAGAUCCAAUAUAUCAAGAAGAACUUGCAAGAAAGUAUAGUUACAAUAGUUAACGCGAUGGCGACCCUGGGAAUUGGGUACCGAGACUCCAUAAGUCAAGACAGUGCCGAGUAUAUCAUGACGCAGGCGACGAGCAGGGAUUACGACUUCCCCGAUGAAUUCUUUUAUCAUGCUAAGAUUCUGUGGGAAGAUGAUGGAAUCAAGGCAUGCUAUGACAGAUCUCACGAAUAUCAGCUCAUAGAUUGUGCAGCAUACUUCCUGAAUCGAAUAGAUGCUAUAAGAGAAGACGACUAUAUGCCAACUGACCAGGACAUCCUCCGAUGUCGGGUCAUGACCACUUCCAUCAACAAGAUCGAUUUCAUGAUCAAGGAUAGAAGAAAGAACGUACAUUUCAGUGCAUACGACGUGGGUGGUCAGAGAGGAGAGCGGCGACGAUGGAUCCAAGUAUUUGAAUGUGUGACGGCCAUUUUGUUUAUCGUGGACAGUAGCAGCUUUGAUCAAACGCUCAGAGAGGACGAGUCUAAGAACAGAUUGUUAGAAUCACUGGAGAUUUUUGAACAAACUUGGAAAAAUAGAUUCUUAAGAACUGUGUCGUGCAUUUUAUUCAUUAACAAAAUCGACAAGUUAAAAGAAAAGGUGGACGGUGGUCGGACGGUGCAGCAGAUGAUUUCACAGGUGCCAGCCAAUGACACUCCAGGAAGUUUAUACAAAAUCAUCAAAAAACUUGAUUAUCCAACAUUCCAACCAAAAGAUGCAGAAAGGAAGAAGUUCCUCGGUUCCUACCCAGGCUACCAGGCAGGCAAGAAACUCUCAAAAAGCCACUCAAUAGGUGACGCCACACGGUUGUCAUUGGACCACGGAUUAAUUAGUCAAGAUGUGAUUAAAAAUGCAGUGUUUAUUCAAAGAAUGUUCACGUCGAUUGCCCAGCAGAAGCCGACAGAUGAGGAGGAAGCACACACGUGCCAUUACUACUACACAUGCGCAGUCAAUACGGACAACGUGCAGAAAGUGCUUAACGGAACCAAGUCGAUUGUGAUCACGGAACAUUUGAGACGAUUUGGGAUUCUUUGAAUCUUUUGGCGGGAGAUGCUCUUUGGAGUAUGGCAUAGUGUGCUAAAGGGACAAGUAGCAGACAGGAUUUUGUGAUCGGCUGAAAACAUCUGAAAACAUUUUGCCAUUUGGUAAACUUGACUGGAUGCUUGCCAGUGUUUGUUCUUUAAUGUACCCACCCGUUUUUCCAGUAUUUAGCCGCCUCGGUUGACGCAUCCGAAUGAGGCUACUGUUUGUAUAUACUAUGUAGAUUAUGUAUAGAGUUUGUCAUUUAUUUGUACCACAGUGAAGACAGUAUUGUGUAAAUAAAAGGUCAAGAUGUUUGAAAUAUUACUUAUCCGUAUUUUCGUCUAACGUUCAGUUUUUGUCAAUCGGUAGACGACGAACGCCGACAGAUUUAACUUUGAUGCCAAUAUGUUCCCUUAAAUGACCAUCGACUCACUAGCGGCAUUUUCUCAGCACGAAAGCCUCGAGAAGUCUCGGGGAGGAUACUGACUCUAUAUAUAUGGACUAUGGAGGGGCACAAAAAAGCCAUGAUAUAACCUCAAGUGCAUUACUGACCAUUGUGGUUAUUGAGCGCCAACAGUCUCCGAAAACGUCCAUUGCGCAGACUUGAAGGCACCUCUUAUAAUUAUGGCCAACAGG
Messenger RNA from Lineus longissimus, 2298 nucleotides. Its product is annotated as guanine nucleotide-binding protein G(s) subunit alpha-like. Gene Ontology annotation, cellular component: heterotrimeric G-protein complex. Gene Ontology annotation, molecular function: GTPase activity; GTP binding; G-protein beta/gamma-subunit complex binding. Lineage: Eukaryota; Metazoa; Nemertea; Pilidiophora; Heteronemertea; Lineidae. Gene Ontology annotation, biological process: sensory perception of chemical stimulus; adenylate cyclase-activating dopamine receptor signaling pathway. The transcript is spliced from 11 exons. Bases 313 to 1674 code for a protein of 453 amino acids. The record is from RefSeq and is a predicted model, not a curated record.